UAAUAACUCGUCGGAAUUCUUUCCCCUUCCUAUUCGACCCCUCCCAAAACCCUUGCUUGCGAAGCAUAUGCCGCAGAUGCAGAUAGCCAUGAGCGCCGCCAGCUCCGACGCCGCCGACGCCGCCUCCAAGCGCCCGUUCGAUUCCUCCCUUGCCGACCCGUCGCCGCCUUCCAAACUCCAGCGGUCCUCCCAGCCAGACAUCUUGCCGGCGGAGAAGCUCGAGAGCGCCGCCGACGGCGGCGGAACGGUGGGAGCCGAGAGCGAAGCGAUGGGCGGCGCACGGAUCUCUCGGGCGCAGCGAUAUCUGGUUGCCGUGGAGUACGCUGGCACACGCUUCUCCGGCUCCCAGCAGCAGCCCGACAAGCGUACUGUCGUUGGUGUCCUCGAGGAUGCGUUUCAAAAAUUCAUUGGACAGCCAGUUUCUGUCUUCUGUUCUAGUCGAACGGAUUCAGGUGUUCAUGCUUUGUCAAAUGUUUGUCAUGUUGAUGUGGAGCGGAUAAGUAAAAGGAAGCCUGGUGAAGUGUUGCCACCUCAUGACCCUGGAGUUGUAAAACGCGCGGUGAACCAUUUUCUCCAUAAGAAUGAAGGCGACAUAAUGGUGACUGAUGUUCGUUGUGUUGCACCAGACUUUCAUGCUAGAUAUAAAGCUCUAGAACGCACAUAUCACUAUCGUUUACUUUGUGGGCCUGAGCGACCAUCAAUCUUUGAAAAAAACUCUGCUUGGCACAUAACUGAGGAUCUAAAUAUCCAGGCUAUGAAGAAAGCUUGCAAUAUACUUGUUGGGCAUCAUGAUUUCAGUUCAUUUCGAGCAAUUGGAUGUCAGGCGAAAUCUCCAGUGAAAACUUUGGAUGAACUUACUGUUACAGAAGUAUUUCCUUUCAUGUUCUUUCCUUCAAGCUUAGAGCGGUCAGAGAUGGAAUCACCAGAUGGGUCUCUUGUUUACUCGGGGGCAUCACUCAUGGGGUGUUCUGGAGAAGGAUCUGACAAUUCAAGUACUACCAGUGCAAAAUCAGUAUCCGAGAAUGGGCAAGAGUUUGGAAAGAGAUUAAGGCACCGCUGCUUUGUCGUUACUGCAAGGGCACAGUCUUUUCUUUACCACCAGGUAAGGUUGAUGGUUGGUCUUCUGAAAGUUGUUGGGACUGGAGAUAAAACAACUGCGGAUGUUGAGAAAAUUCUCGAUGCAAAGACAGUGACUGCUGCUCCCCCUAUGGCACCUGCUUGUGGGCUUUACCUUGCCAACGUGAAAUAUGACCCGAUUGUUUAGACUGCUUUUGUCGAUCGAUGGAGCUUCGAGUUUUGUUAGCUAUUGGCUAUCUAGGACCCAUUUUUGAAUCAUUGGAUAAAUGAGGAGUCGAAGAGGGCCUAAAUCGGAAAAGAACCUGUUUUCUCAUCAUUAGCCAGUUCAUAUCAUGUAUCCAAACAAUCGUAUUGUUGGCUGCAUACCAUUCUGGGUAGCUGCAUCAGAGGGUUAAAUGUUCUUAUUCAUACCAGAAAUAUUAAAAUCUGAACAUAGCUUAAUGUUUUUCGCGCUACUAAAUUAUGUGGCAUGUGCUUGUUAUAUUUGCAAAUCUGAUGAUGGCGGGAGAGGGGAAGCUUUACCCUUUCUUUUGAUUA
Lolium perenne is the source of this 1614-nucleotide messenger RNA. RefSeq lists its product as uncharacterized. Gene Ontology annotation, biological process: tRNA pseudouridine synthesis. The record is from RefSeq and is a predicted model, not a curated record. Lineage: Eukaryota; Viridiplantae; Streptophyta; Magnoliopsida; Poales; Poaceae. Gene Ontology annotation, molecular function: pseudouridine synthase activity; RNA binding.